GCCGCCGCCUUGUUCCCACGGAGCAAGCAUGGAGCCGAGCCAUGAAUGAGCACCUAUCAGCGGCCAUGAUAAUAACUUUCUAGCUGCCUUUUUUUUGUUCUACCUCUGCUCGGUGACGCGGUCCAGGCCCGGCCGUACGCUCUGUGCACCUGUCCUCCCAGGUGCUCCCGGACACAGCGCUUGGUCAGACUGCGGGAUAUGUAAUAAGAGCCCAGUGCACAGGUAGAGAGAGGGUCGCACCGUGAGCUGCAGAAUGGCAGACGAACUCUUCUGUAAAGUUGUGUCUGUUGUGAUCAAAUGCCGGGAUUGUGAAGACAGGCGCACCAAUGUUAGGUUAACUGUUGAAACACGUUCCUCAACAAAUCCGGUUCAUAAAAAGGAUUUAAUAGUUCGUCUGUCAGAUGAUAAAGAUCCAUUUUUCCUGUAUAAUCUUACUUUAGGGGAAGAAGAUUUCCAAAGUUUAAAGAACCAGCAAGGACUACUAGUAGAGUUUUCUGCGUUUCCACAGAGAUUUAUAGACCUCUUAGAGCAAUGCAUUUUGGAGCAGGACAAAGCUGUUCCCAGGUUUUUACUGCAGCUAUUAACAUCUUCAAGUGUACCAGACUGUGCUCCUGCAAACUUAAAUAUUAUAGAAACAAACCCAUUCAAGCACCUUACUCACCUUUCGUUAAAACUUUUAGCAGGAAAUGACAGCGAUGUAAAGAAAUACCUUGCUACUUGUAUACAAAAUUUAAAGUUGGAAAAUAGUUCUUUAAAAGAAAAGCUUCAACAAACACAAGAGGAUCUUUCUAAAAGACUUUGUGUCACACAACAGGCCUUGUCAGAGAAGUGCAAAGAACUGGAUAAGCUGCGGAAUGAAUGGACAUCUCAGACUUCUUUAUUAACUAGCAAGCAUACACAGGAAAUCACUGCAGAACGAGAGAAAGCAUUGCAGAUUCAAACUCAGUGCCAGUUCCAGUAUGAACAUCAAAAGAAAGAAUUGGAAGCUUCAAGCAGCAAAACAAUACAACACUUGGAAUCAAGAGUAAAUGAACUAGAAUCCAUUAAUAAGGACCUCACAGAGAGGAAGUACAAGUCUGAGUCAUGUAUACGAGAACUUAAAAGCAAACUCUCCGGAAUGGAAGAGGAGUGCCACAGAACAAAACAGGAGGUAACUUCUCUUCGAAGAGAGAAUGCCACUCUGGAUUCAGAAUGUCAUGAAAAAGAGAAGCUUAUUAACCAAUUCAAGACGAGAACUGCUGUUCUAGAGCAGGAAGUCAAAGACAAAGAACAAGUCGUAACUCGAAGUGUAAAUGCUUGCGAAAGUGUUCAGGAACACAAGAAAAAGCUAGAAGAAUCACUUGAACAAAAACAGCUACAAACUGGAAAACUGGAAGCAACUGUGAAAUCCCUUUCUGAAGAACUUAUAAAAGCUAAUGAGAUUAUCAAAAAACUACAGACCGACAUGAAGAAAUUAAUAGAGAAGAUAAAGAUUAAAAAUGCUGUGACAAUGCAGCAAGAAAAGUUGAUUGGAGAAAAGGACCAUAUCUUGGAGAAGGACAGAGCAGAGCUAAGCAAUCUGAAGCAUACCUUGAAGAUCAAAGAAGAAGAGCUAGUAAAGUUAAAAGAGCAACUGGACAACACAAUGGAGAAGUUGGAAGAAGGCAAACAGUUGUUAAAGACUAAUGAAAAUGUAAUUUCUUGGCUUAACAAGCAAUUAAACGAAAAUAAGAUUGCAUCUUUACAAGGAGUGCAAGCAUUGUAUGAAAUACCUGCAUCAGUUAAGGCAGUCAAUGGUGCUUCAAACCUGGGAGUCAUGCAAAAUAGUCAGGUAAGAUUCCAUCUGAACUCUGCUUCUGGUUCUAGUCCUGAGCCAAGACACCUUCCUUCAACAUCUACUCCCAUUGCACCUCCUACCUCAAGUGAUCCAGUCGGGUUAGAUAUGAAAUACCUGAAGAAAAAUAGCAGUGUUCCUACCAGAGGCCCAAAGAAUGGAAAUGGAACCAGCAACUCUAAACCAACUCUAACAAAAUCUGGGAGCUCACCAAUUCUUUCAGCCUACUUCCCUGGACAACAGCCCAGACUUCCAGCUAACUAAAAAGGAAUUGUAUAUUGUGUAUUAUUUUUUAAGGAGAAAAAAUGGGAUGUACAGUAACUGAAUGAACCUUCUGGUUUGUUUACAACUAUAGUUAAUAAAAACUGCCAAAAACUAUUCAACACUGUAUCCAAAUAAAUGUCAACUGUUUAUUGCCAUUAUCGUUAUUUGUUUGCUAUCUUAUUGCAUAGGAAGAGUAUGUUUUAGAAGUAAAAUUCCAUAAUUGCUCAUAGCUCCCUAAAUGUUAACAAAAAUAUCUGUUUAUAGCUGUAAAUAAAUUUAGUGCACCAAGGUUUGUGUAUUCCUUACUAAAUACUUUCACAAUUAAAUUAAAUGGGAAAAAAUAACAACCUGCAAAUUUAGGUCUGUCCUUGCUGUGAAAUAUUUGUAGAGCACUUAAGAUGUUGAGAAGUCUAGAGGAGUUAAUAUUUUUUACUGACUGACCUUUGUUCAAGUAUGGAAAUCUUUUAUCGUCUUAAGUACUUCUUCAGAAAAUGUUGUGAUGCAAAGAGCAGAGGCAUUUAUUGCACUCAUUUUGCUGUAGGAAAUGCAGUCUAAUUUAAUUUUUUUGAACUUUUGUAUUCAACGUGUGUUAAAAUGGUGUACCCCAAACUGAUAUUUAAUGUAAUGUAAGCUGGUAAUCAGUCAAAAAUAUUUGCAAAAUGUGAUGGUAGAUUCAACCUAAUCUGUCCGUUGUCUCACUGCUCCAGGAGUCUUGCAUUACAAAAGAUUGGUGUAGAUGUUAAUUUGGAGCAAAGAUUUAUUUCCUUAUUUUUUGCCAGAACAAAUAGACAC
This is a messenger RNA of Pelobates fuscus (common spadefoot toad), 2869 nucleotides long. Its product is annotated as spindle assembly abnormal protein 6 homolog. Gene Ontology annotation, cellular component: centrosome; centriole. Bases 254 to 2077 code for a protein of 607 amino acids. Lineage: Eukaryota; Metazoa; Chordata; Amphibia; Anura; Pelobatidae. The record is from RefSeq and is a predicted model, not a curated record. Gene Ontology annotation, biological process: centriole replication. The transcript has 16 exons.